AUGGCUAGAGCCCGUGACACGUUGUAUAUUAUUCCUGACACUGAUCAACCUGCCUUCGGGGAAGUGAACCAGCUCGGGGGGGUGUUUGUCAACGGGAGACCCCUGCCCAAUGCCAUCAGGUUGCGGAUUGUGGAACUGGCACAACUGGGUAUCAGACCGUGCGACAUUAGCCGGCAGCUCCGCGUUUCUCACGGCUGUGUCAGCAAAAUCCUGGCUCGCUACAACGAGACCGGCUCCAUCCUACCGGGGGCUAUCGGAGGCAGCAAGCCUCGGGUCACCACUCCCACGGUGGUAAAACAUAUCCGGACCUACAAACAAAGGGAUCCGGGCAUCUUCGCCUGGGAGAUCCGGGAUCGCCUGCUGGCCGAUGGCGUAUGUGACAAGUACAACGUGCCGUCGGUCAGCUCCAUCAGCCGCAUCCUCCGGAACAAAAUCGGGAACCUCUCUCAGCAGAGUCACUACGAGUCCUACAAGCAGCACCAGCCGCCCCCACAGCCUGCUCUGCCCUACAACCACAUCUACCCCUAUCCCAGCCCCAUCGCUGCUGCAGGAGCCAAGGUGUCCACCCCUCCCGGGGUUCCGGCGAUCCCCAGCACCAUGGCCAUGCCCAGGACCUGGCCGUCCUCUCACUCAGUGACGGACAUCCUGGGGAUCCGGUCCAUCACAGACCAAGCAGUGAGCGACACUUCGCCUUACCCCAGCCCCAAGGUGGAGGAAUGGAGCAGCCUGGGCCGAAACAGCUUCCACCCGCCGGCCCAGCACUCCGUGAACGGGUUGGAGAAGAGCUCCCUUGAGCAGGAGGCCAAGUACAGCCAGGCACCCAAUGGCCUCCCAGCUGUCAGCAGUUUUGUGUCGGCACCAGCCAUGCCUCCCUAUGCCACACCAGCCCAAGUGUCACCUUACAUGACGUACAGCGCCACUCCAUCUAGCUAUAUGGCAACCCAUGGCUGGCAGCACGCUGGAGGCACCCCGUUGUCCCCUCACAGUUGCGAUAUCCCUGCCUCGCUGGCGUUCAAGGGCAUGCAGACAGCCAGGGAGGGGAGCCACUCUGUCACAGCCUCUGCUCUCUGA
Messenger RNA from Lepidothrix coronata (blue-crowned manakin), 1071 nucleotides. RefSeq names its product paired box 9 (gene PAX9). Gene Ontology annotation, biological process: anatomical structure development; regulation of transcription by RNA polymerase II. Gene Ontology annotation, molecular function: DNA-binding transcription factor activity, RNA polymerase II-specific; RNA polymerase II cis-regulatory region sequence-specific DNA binding. The record is from RefSeq and is a predicted model, not a curated record. The transcript has 4 exons. Bases 1 to 1071 code for a protein of 356 amino acids. Lineage: Eukaryota; Metazoa; Chordata; Aves; Passeriformes; Pipridae.